ACUGACCCUUAAUAAAUCUAAAACUGAAUUCAUGCUGGUCGGCUCGCGCCAAAGACUAAGUACCUUUGAGAACUCUCCUCGUUUAGUUCUCAAUAAUUCCCUAAUUAAGGAAGUCCCUAAUACAAAAUCUCUAGGAGUCUGCGUCGAUCAGCACCUCUCCUGGAACGCGCACAUUACUAAUAUUUCCAAAAAAAUUGCUUCUGGAAUCGGCGCAAUCAAGAGAUGUCGCCCAUUUGUUCCACUCGAAACACUAAGGUACGCUUUUAACGCAAUUGUUCAACCCCAUUUUGAUUACUGCGAUGUAGUAUGGGGAAAUUGUUAUAGUACCCUUGCCACAAAACUCCAGAAGCUACAAAACCGUGCCGCGCGAAUUCUGACUUUUUCCAGUUUCGAUGCCGACGCUCACCCGCUCAUCGAGAGCCUAGGCUGGUCGAAGCCUGUUGAUCGACGCAGGGCCCAUAUGGCUACUAUGGUGUACAAAUCUCUUAACGGCCUAGCCCCGGAUUACCUUCAAUCUAAAUUCGAACACCAUGUAAGCCACUACCAAAUAAAAGAUUCUGUAAACAAACUCUCUGUUCCGCAACCCCGCACCAAUUAUCUAAAGAACAGUUUCCAUUAUAGUGGUGCAGUUUUGUUGAACAGCCUUCCUCCAUACCUACGUCAAGCAGAAUCUCUUAACAGCUUUAAGUCCGGCUGUGGAAAUUUCUUUUUAUAAUAACACGGCAUUCAUGGAAAACAGGCAAUCAUUGUAAUAUUAUAGUU
Messenger RNA from Nematostella vectensis (starlet sea anemone), 762 nucleotides. RefSeq lists its product as uncharacterized. The record is from RefSeq and is a predicted model, not a curated record. The coding region runs from base 32 to 715 and encodes 227 amino acids. NCBI's taxonomy places the organism in Eukaryota, Metazoa, Cnidaria, Anthozoa, Actiniaria, Edwardsiidae. The transcript is spliced from 2 exons.